AUGUGGAACAUCCUGCUGGCAACCGAGGAAGCAGCAAAGACAUUGGAAAGGAUUUUUCUCACUACUAACAUACUGAGACUAGAAACAGAGUACACGGGCACCAAGAAGUCUCGGGCUGUCCAUAUAUAUCACCAACGCCCAUUUGGUGGCCUUCUUCUCGGAUUACGCUCCCGUGGAUGGGUUGUCUUGUAUCAAGUACGCUACCCCACACGGGAGCAUCCCAAAGUGGAUGCAACAAAGAAGAUUCCCUGUGGUCGAGGUGAAUGGACUGAGGUGGUGAAUAAAGGAACAAAACAAACAACCCCGUCUCCACAACAGGAUGUGCUUGGAAAGGUAGCUGUUAAACCGACUCAGAAGCAGGUUAAGCUGCAACAGCAGCAACAAUGGACAAAACAAAGCCGCAGCAGCAAUAAUCGCAGACUGAGUCGCAGCGUCAGCAUCAGUAUCAUCAGUGACAGCAAGAGCUGCAGAAACAGCAGUAGCAGCAGCAGCAGCAGCGAAGGCAAAAUGCCCAGCAGCAGGCACAACAACAACAGCAUCGGCAUGGAGAGCAGCCAAAGCCGCAACGUCAGCAAAGCCAACAAGACAGGAGCCGCAGCAGCAGCAGAGUCAGGACCAGGAGCUCCCCUAGAAGCAUCAAUCACAGCAGCAGCCUGA
Acanthosepion pharaonis is the source of this 657-nucleotide messenger RNA. The record is from the annotation of a GenBank genome assembly. Lineage: Eukaryota; Metazoa; Mollusca; Cephalopoda; Sepiida; Sepiidae.